AUGAGCGAUCGUGACGCACCGGCCUCGCUGACGAGGACCUGCGCGCCGCAUGAGGUUCACUUCCUCUUCUGCUCCCCCAACGCAGGUGAUGUGACUCCUGCUAGCAGCGGUGACGUCGCGGAGCUGCCCGCUCCGAAGAAGCCCAUUUCGGCUCCGCUCACGUCUUUUCACUCUCUGGCGGACACGCACCGUAGUCGUCAUGCUAUCCGCCACGCGUCACCGCCGCGUCAACUGGGACGCCCACUUCCGCCGACGCAGCCCAGCUUCAGCGGUGGGGCAAAGCGCAUGGACUCUGCCAACGACAUGUGCGAGACGAACUCGUUGUUGAGCUCCCACAUGCGCUUAGGCGAGAUGUCCACUCUGGGCAUCUCUGCAAGCACAUCCACCAUACCAGCUGGCUGCAGUGUCAGCACCACCUCGCUCCACUGGCUUCGCAUGGCAGAGGAUCGCGUCAUGCCACAUCCGAGCAGCACUAAGGCAGCUCCGGUGGCUCUGCCGCGAGAUGCGGAGUGCGUCUUCGAGCGGUGGGUGCAGAAGAAGGUGCAUCGCACCGCCGCAAUGGAUGACGCUAUGCUGAAGGUGGCUGCCGCUUUUGAUGACCUAUACGCCUAA
Molecule: messenger RNA, 612 nt
Organism: Leishmania mexicana MHOM/GT/2001/U1103
Lineage: Eukaryota; Euglenozoa; Kinetoplastea; Trypanosomatida; Trypanosomatidae
Exons: 1
Coding region: 1-612 (203 amino acids)
Source: RefSeq, a predicted model, not a curated record